Molecule: messenger RNA, 7099 nt
Organism: Pelodiscus sinensis (Chinese soft-shelled turtle)
Lineage: Eukaryota; Metazoa; Chordata; Testudines; Trionychidae
Source: RefSeq, a predicted model, not a curated record
CCUAAUCGGCGUCAGCAGUAAUUGUGUGCCUUGCACUGCUUUACAGUGAGGGUGAGCUGAAAAGAUAUAUCAAUAUGAGAUAUCAAAUUGAGACCUAGAUGUUCCAUUUUAAGUGGCUGCUCAUUUCCUUGAGCCAUAAUAUGGGCUAAAGGUUAACUUACACAUUCUCUGUGGGAGAACAGCCUUUUGCUUUCUUUUUCUUUUAAGAUUAUUUGCUAAUCAGACUACAGUACAGUGGAGAUAAUAGAGAGAAUCUGUUGCCUAGAUAGUUGGCUUUAAUGAGCAACUAAACCCCUGGGAGCUGAAAUCAGAAAUAGAAUGAUGCUGUUUCCCCGUCUCUUGUCUUUUCUUCACUUGCUUCUUCUCAUCCCUGUUCCAAUGGGCCUAGUGAGCGGGAACUAUCCAAGGUCCUAGAAUGCUGGCUGCUUGGCUGCUGAAUACAGACAGAUUGCGGAAAGAGAGGAGCACCCGAUUACUGCUUGUAUCAGAAGAAUUCAUUCAAAUGAGGCACCUUAGCAAUCUCUGUGUUAUUGCAUAUGAUGGUGGUGUAAUCUUCUGCGUUGUAAAGUGGGUAAACAUCAUCCAGUUUCUUCUCAGCUGGACCUCAAAGCAGGGUGCUGUUUGUACCCUCCCAUUAUCUAUGUCCUCUGUUCUCUGAAUGUGGAUUUAAAGAAGCCAGCACCUGUCUUUUGCCACUGCAUUUUUAAAAGCCAAACUUGAAAGGCCAUUUUAAUGCUACAUUAAGAAGAUCUCUGACAUAACCCACUGACUUCUAGUGAUGCAGAAUUCUACAAUCUGGGCUUCUUUGCCAACAAGAUUGAAUGCACUUUAACUGAAGAAAAACUGAGCCUAAUUGCAAAUCUGUUUCUUAUGGUGCUGAAAUAUUCCUUCAGACUGCACUGAGAUAACCACAGGAAAGGGCUUUUACAGACAAAAGUCACCUUUGAUUAUUGCACUUAGCAGUCCCCGUGGACUUAAAUUUUGGAAGUGUUGCUUUCCUUUGUCCAUUAUCUCCUGCAAGAUGAUGAGUUCUAAUCAGGAGGAGGUCACGUUGGGCACUUUUCUCCAAUAUAUUGAAGAUAUGGGGAUGAAGGCCUAUGAUGGCUUGGUUAUACAGAAUGCAUCAGACAUUGCUCGAGAGAAUGAUCGCAUGAGGAAUGAAACAAACCUGGCUUACUUGAAAGAAAAGAAUGAAAAACGCCGAAAACAAGAAGAAGCAAUAAAACGCAUAGGUGGAGAAGUCGGAAGAGGAAAUGAAGGAAGCUAUGUGGGCAAACAUUUCCGCAUGGGAUUUAUGACAAUGCCUGCUCCUCAGGACAGACUGCCGCAUCCUUGCUCUAGUGGCUUUGCUGUGAGAUCCCAGUCUCUUCAUUCUGUUGGGGGUACCGAUGAUGAAAGCAGUAGCUGCUCUCGUAAACAACCUCCACCAAAACCUAAGCGAGAUCCCAACACCAAACUGAGCACCUCCUCUGAAACGGUCAACUCUGGAACAAGUAAGAGUGGGAAACUACCAGAGAGAACUGAAGCGUCGGCCAAACCAAGACCACACAGUGAUGAAUAUACCAAGAAGAUUCCUCCUCCUAAGCCUAAACGAAAUCCCAACACUCAGCUAAGCACAUCUUUUGAUGAAACAUACAUCAAAAAGCAUGGCCGCAUGAAGACAACACUCACUAGGGAUUCCUCUUUAUCGCAGGUCAGCAGUCCUGCCCCAGACACAGAGGAAGAAGAGCCUGUUUAUAUUGAAAUGGUUGGGAAUAUACUAAGAGACUUCAAAAAAGAUGAGGAUGACCAAAGUGAAGCAGUCUAUGAGGAGAUGAAAUACCCUAUAUUUGAUGAUGUAGGCCAAGAUUCAAAGUGUUCGUGUGAAUAUGACCAUCACAGUUGUUCUUCUCAGUGUGCUACUCCUACAGUGCCUGACCUCGAAUUCGCCAAGUCCUCAGUGCCAUCUACUCCCAAGGGCUUGCUUUGUGAUAUUCCCCCACCAUUUCCAAAUCUACUUUCUCAUAGACCUCCACUACUGGUGUUUCCACCAGCACCAGUGCAGUGUUCCCCAAAUUCUGAUGAGUCUCCUCUAACUCCAUUGGAAGUUGCAAAGCUUCCUGUACUAGAAAAUGUGUCUUACAUCAAACAACAAGCUGGAGCUUCUCCAUCUUCACUGCCACCUCAUACACCAGGCCAUCAAAAACUGGAGAAAGACCAGACAGCAUCCCAUGGAACUACCACUCCUGGGCACUCCUCCUCACCUCCUCAUCCUUCUACCUUAUACAGAACACAGUCUCCACAUGGCUACCCUAAAAGUCACUCUGCCUCACCCUCUCCUGUCAGUAUGGGUAGGUCUCUUACCCCCUUAAGCCUCAAAAGACCUCCACCUUAUGACUCUGUACAUUCAGGAAGUCUCUCAAGAAGUUCUCCAUCAGUGCCUCAUUCUACAGCCAGAACUACGUUGCAAGAAGGGGGAAAGAUGGUAAAUGCCUCAGUCAAUACCUACGGGUCAUCAUCACAGAGUGGUUCACGUUCUAGAACACCAACCAGUCCUUUAGAGGAGUUAACCAGCCUCUUUACCUCAGGACGAAGUUUACUGAGGAAGUCAUCCAGUGGCAGAAGAUCUAAAGAGCCUGCAGAAAAACCACUAGAUGAGGUGAAGAUCAGGAGCCACAGUACUGAACCCCUACCAAAGUUGGAAAACAAAGAGAGAGGAGGUCACCAUGGGGCAACUUCCUCCAGGGAGCCAAUAAAAGCUCAGGAAUGGGAUGGAACUCCAGGACCACCAGUUCUGUCCAGCAGGCUGGGAAGAUCCUCUGUUAGUCCAACGAUGUUGGCAGGAAACAACAGCUCAGAGCCUAAAGCAAGCUGCAGAUUAGGUCGAUCUGCAUCCACAUCAGGUGUGCCUCCUCCAUCAGUUACUCCUCUCAGGCAAGCCAGCGAUCUCCAACCGAGCCAGAGUCAGCCCCACUGCCCAUCCAAUAGGAGAGGGAAGAAAACCUCAAGGACCCGAAGAGAACAACCUCUUCCUCAGCCUAAUAACCUGUACAGUUACAGCAAAGUGACAUGUAUGCAGUGGUUGCAUGGGGACCAUACAAUGCUGGAAAUGAUUGAGAAAAAGCGUUGUUUGUGUAAAGAAAUAAAGGCUCGACAGAAAUCAGAGAAAGGACUUUGCAAACAGGACAGCAUGCCUAUUUUGCCAAGUUGGAAGAAGAAUGCUGGGACCAAGAAGUACAGUCCCCCUCCUUAUUCCAAACAACAAACUGUUUUCUGGGACACAGCGAUAUGAUGGGACUGUUGCUGAUGCAAUCACCACAAUGUUGCAAGAUGCACAAGUAGCCUCCUUUCUUAAUAAGGCAAUGCCUGUCACAUAAAACUUAAUCUGCAGGUGACGAACUACCAAGUGAAAAACAUACCAAUGUGGUGCUCACCUGUCAAUCUGAAGAAAAAUCUAAAAUUCCAGCUGAUUAAGGCAUGCAUAUUUAUUAAGGAUUUUUUUGGAUCCAGAAGAUAUUAAAAAUGUAAAUAUUUUGCCAAUCUAUUGAAAACACCUGAACUAAUACACUGUUUAAAAUAUAUAAUUAAAAAGUUUAUGAAGAAUUUUACUAUAUAAUAUAAUUACUGUUAUAUUGUUUUAUUAACUAUUUUAUAUGUGGUAUCCUAAUGCUCUUUUUGUUGUUGUCAUUUUUAAUUAUCUUCCCUGCCUAAAUUUGGCCUCUGUACAAAAGCAUGUGGUUGUACUUUUGUUUAACAAGUACAAUGUACAAAUCAACCUGGUGCUAGGGCUGUAAACGUUUACUAGAGUCAUGUUCAUUAGAGACAUCCGUUGCUUUUGUUCUUCUGGGAAAUAUUUUGGCAGGAAGUAAUACAAACUGUAAACAAUGCAAAUAAAAAUGCUUAAUUUGGAUGUCCAAAUUGCAUUAAAAAAGAGUUGUUCUGCAUCAGAUGUUUGAUAUAUUUACUGUUAGAAAUUGCCCUUCUUUUUAUGUCAAUCAAUUAUUUAAGUCUCCAAUGAUAGUUCCUAAGCUACAUUUGGCUAACCAAGUAAACAAAAUUUACUGCAGAAAGGUCUAAAAUAGACUCUCUUCCUUCUUUUAUUCAGCUGAAUAGAGGAGACCAUGGUUCACUGUGACUAAGAAUUGUACAUCGCAUGAUAAUGAGUUAACCCAUUGUUUAGCAAGAUAAACAGUGGCAAUGCACCCAUAAUUCCUGUUCACAUUUGUCUUUGGUCCAGAAAGUAAAGAUAACAAGAUCUGUUUACAUUAUUUUUUUAAGUAUACCACACGUCCCUAGUUGGCUCUAUAGCAAAUUGGAAAACAUUAUUUUAAAAGGCCUGACCCAAACUCCAUUGACAUCAGUGGGAAGAUGCCCAUUGGCUUCACUUGGCUUAGGAUCAGACCCAGAGAGCACUUUUCUCUGAAGUAAUCCAUUUCCUAUUCCUGACUGAUCACAUAAUUGGGUCAUAGUCCUCUGUGGCAUCACACCCACCCUAACAGAAGGCUAUGUCAUGACCAAAGAAUUAUGACCUCUUGGUUUUAACAGGAGAAAGAGAUGGCUAAUAUGAGGGUGAAAGCUGUGUAUUAAAAUAUCUUCCAAAAGAAAUGCUUUAGGGUGAACACUGUCCGUAUUGCCACAGAGUGAUAAAAUGAUGCUAUCACAUAUAUUUUGUAUAUUAAAAGUUCUAUCUAUGCUUCUGAAAUUUGACAGCAUGAAAAUUCUUCUUUCAUAGUCCUUUAAAAUUAUAUUCUCUGAGAAGAAAAGAUGUGUUUCUUGAACUUAUUGUCAUAUUGGCUUUUCCUUGAAAUUAUAUUGCGGCCAUGCCCUGAGCAUUGUUGCUGACCUUAAAAAACCAAAAAUAACCAAUUUUAGUAGGUUUUUUCGUAGUCUAUAUUGCUAACGUUUGAGUAAUGCUUUAUCAGUAGUAGUUUCUUUCCAGCCUCUGAAAUAAUAAUAAAGUUUUUAAAUAUUUUAUAACUAAUUAACUAAUGUAUAUUUUGAUGUCCAAAUUGAGGAUUCCUGUAUUAGAGAAACAAAGAAGUGUGUGUGUUUAUGUGUGUGUAUGUAUAUUAACAUUAUGAUAUAUGUGUAUAUGUAUAGGCGCAUAUAGGCACACAUACACACACACAUUUUAAAAAUAUAUAUGUCUACAUGUAAUGUAUAUGUAUAUGAAAUGUGUGUGUGUGUUGUUAGAUAUACGGUGGUUGGAAUGGGUGCAAAGUUCAUUUGAAAAUUUAAAGAAACCUUCACAAUGCAAGUGAUAGAAAACAUAAAAACUACAAAUUGUGAAGGAAUUUUUAAAUAAAUAUUUAACCCAACAGGCAUCAAUUGUAUAUUCUGCUUACUCUUAAAAAAAAAGAAAGAAAAGUGCAGAAUAAAAACUCAAGAGAUUUUUGCAAUAUUCCAGAAGCUGAUGGAAAGAGAAUGACUUGCUAGUCAUGCAGAAUGUGUUGAGAUAACAGGUUCAUUACUCUGAAAAUGUUUGUAAUAAUGAAAUGCAUCAUCUUCCUUGGUACAGGUAAUUAUGUGCCAAGAAAAGACUUUCAUAUAAGUGUGUGAUUUUUUUUUUAAUUUGGACCCUUUCACAGACUUCACUGAAUGCUUCUUGUAGAUGUUGGCCUCUUCCUCAAGCAAUUAGUCAUUUUAAAAAUUGCAAUAUUCACUUUGGAAACAUUCUCCAAGAGCAGUUGUUCAUCACUGACACUGAUGCCUCCAAAGGCAACCUCAUGGAAAACCUUUAAAAGAGGCACAAAUUACAAUUACUGUAUUCUUUUCAUAUUGAUGUGUUACAGGAACAAUUAUCAUGGUACUGAAGGAUUCUGGUUAUAAACAGAUUUGCUUGGCGAUUUAAACUACCACAAAAACCAUUUACUGCUUUGCUUAUAUAGUUCAUCUCCGUAACUAACAUCUCUUAAUUAGCUCAAAUGCUUGCAAACCACCAUUGUAUCCCAUUCAAACAAUAAUUUAUGCUUAUUAUUGUUGUUUGAUGUCACAUAAAAAUUAAAAUAUAACUUAGCACUUGUCUUCAAAGCACUUUAGAAAUGUGAAUUAAACUGCACACUUAUGUGAGGAAGGAUACAUUUUAUUUUACAGAAGGUCAGUCAUAGAUGUUGAGUGACUUGCCAAAGCUCAAUCAAAACCAGAGCUAAGACCUCUGUCUUGUGCUCUAACCAUUUGGCCACAUUAUCAUUUGGCAGCGUGCACAACCUGAAAGUAAAAGUUGCAUCUUCACUGUAGAGAUCAUACCAUCAAAAUGCUGUCUAAACAUUUUUUACAUCCCCUAUUGUCUCCGCAGUUUCUAUAUCACAGGGUGAAUAAUCAUGUUUAGCAACAUGGACUCAUUAACGUUGCAGUUAUAUAAAUAUGCAAUUUGUAUAUACAUACAGGUCACAUAUAUACACACACUUAUGAAGACUGUACAUAUGAAAUUGUUUGGUAUGCACUUACUUUGCUUUAAAUUCCUAAAGUUAAACAUUAUAGUGUAGCAAUUUGUGUAAAGUGCACUGUGAUUUCAAAAAAGCACAGUAAAGUCACAGGUCUUGUUAUUCUUGCACUAAAAAUGUGUUUACGUAUAUUAGCAAAUGUAUGCUUAAUUUUAUUGCUCUUUUUAACCAAUUAAAGCAAAUGGUAUAAAAUGGUAUUUUUUCUUUUAGUGGACUACGGCAUUACGUUAUUGAAUUACAGGGUUUUUAAAUAAGAAUAAACCAUUCUGUGUUAAUUCCAAUGUAAUAUGUUUACCGAUAUCUUAAAACUGAAUGUCAUAUUGCUUUUUCCAUAUUUCAUUAGAAAUGUCAGGCAUGUGCCUGAAAUUGUGUAGGAGUAAGGAGUAGCUAGAGGAUAACUGUAAUCAUAAAUUAUUAGCCAUUUCUAUGUACACGGUAUAAAUACACAUUAAUUUUCUUUUCAUUUUUGUACUUGAUUUUUUUAAGUACGAUGUAAUUAAAUGUACUUUGAUACUUCUGAAGUAAUAAGAUGUUGUUUGGAGAUUCUGCUUUCUUUAGUGCAUUGACAAUAUUUUACAAUAAUUCAGUGCUUAUUUAUUUGUGCUCCAAUGUAAUUAUAAUAAAAGCAAUAGUUUAAAAUAUCCUGACUCUUAUUUCUGUAUGUUCUUGUCUAAUUU